CUUGUUACAAAAGUUUCGCUUAAUUUUCGUUGUGGGCGAAUUUUGAACGUUUAGUGCAGUUGUAACAUUCUAAAUUAGCAGUUCUAGGCGUAUAUGAUCAGUUGCAUAGGUGCUUAUGACUUUAUUACUAUUAUUAUAUGAAAAAAAGAAGCGUAAAGAUGAAUCAGAAACAAUGUUGAGCUUAUUGCGUUUGUUGUUCACAAGUCUCUUGCAGCAGUUAUAACAAAAAUGAACCUGGACCUUCCAUUUCGGCAACACCAGAUCGCAAACAACGUACAAUUAUUGUGUUACCACUAUCAAGAUGGACGUCUCUCUGCUUGUCACAGUUCCAAAGCAUUUGUAACAUUAAUUUAUAAUGUCAUAUACCCCAAACAAACACAUGUGUCAUACUAUAUUAUUUUGCAGUUUUCCCCCUUGAGUUUUGCCUCCAUCUCAACCUACAAAGCCUUUAUCAUGACUCUUGUCUCAUGUGGAACUGCCAGGCCAGGGUUGAAGAAUUCUUAACUUUUUUUUACAGAUCUUAAAAGUGUCGCGGUCAGACCACUAACCUAACUAUUUUUUAAUCCAUGUAUGUAGGAUAUAGGUUUCCGCCCAAAACAGUUCUUUUUGUGCUCGUGCCCCAGUAAUCAGAUAUAGAUAAAGAUGACGGAUGACAUUGAUGUAGAAGCUAUGCUGGAAGCUCCUUUCCAGAAGAGCAGUGAAAAAGAAGCGAAGAAAAAGAGCGAGAAAAAGUCCCGAAAGCGAAGCAGGAGCCGAUCAAGGAGUAGAAGCAGAAGACACAGAAGAUCGAGGUCCAGAUCAAGAUCCAGGGAUCGGAAGAGGAGCAGCAGAGGUGGGAAGCGGAGCCGUUCUCGUGAGAGGAGAAGACAUCGAUCUAGAUCGCCGAGAAGAAGUCCGAAGAGAGUCUCGCCUCCCAAACCGAGAUCACCAAGUCCUCCCGAUCGAGAUGCGAGGACCAUAUUCUGCAUGCAACUUGCUCAAAGGAUUCGGGUCCGAGAUUUAGAAGAGUUUUUCUCAUCUGUUGGGAAGGUUCGCGAAGUAAAACUUAUCCAGGAUAAACAUUCAAAGAGGUCAAAAGGCAUCGCGUAUGUUGAGUUCAAGGAUCUCGAAUCUAUUCCAUUAGCGCUUGGGCUAAGUGGGCAGAAGUUACUUGGAGUUCCUAUCGUAGUGCAACCAACACAAUCAGAGAAAAAUAAAAUAGCAGCUGCGCAGCUAAGUUUGCAGAAAGCAGCGCUUGGGCCCACAAAGCUAUAUGUUGGUUCAUUGCAUGAAAACAUCACAGAAGAAAUGAUCAAGGGGAUUUUUUCGCCGUUUGGUCGAGUUGAGCAAGUUCAAAUUAUAAAGGAUGACGCUGGGGCGUCACGUGGAUACGGUUUCAUUACUUUCGCUGAAGCUGAGUGUGCAAAACGUGCGCUUGACCAAUUGAAUGGAUUUGAGAUUGCUGGCAAACCAAUUAAGCUGAACACUGUUAGUUACGGAACUGAUAUGAAUGCAAUGCAAGGUUUGGCUAGUGGGCCUUCAUUCUUGGAUAAUGAUGCUGUUGAAAGGGCUGGCAUUGAUCUUGGUACAACAGGAAGGUUGCAGCUCAUGGCGAAACUUGCUGAAGGAACUGGCUUAGAAGUUCCGUCUGCUGCACAGCAAGCUUUGUAUCUUGGCCAAUCCAUGGGUCUCGGCCUUCCACAAAGUGCAGCAGGUACCACAGGUGCACCACCAAUUGCUACAACAUGCUUCCAGUUAUCUAAUAUGUUCGAUCCAUUGAAUGAAACUGGUUCCAGUUGGGAUAAGGAGAUACGUGACGACGUUAUUGAGGAAUGCCAACGUCAUGGAGCAGUUUAUCACGUUUUUGUGGACAAGCAAUCAAAGGGAAACGUUUAUGUGAAAUGUGAUUCUGUAUCUGCAGCAGCUAAUUCAGUUGCAGCUCUGCAUGGGAGAUAUUUUGCAGGGAAUAUGAUAACUGCCGCGUAUGUACCUGUAGUAAACUACCAUUCCCUAUUCCCUGAUGCUGCUUAUUCAACCACUCCAUUAAAACCUGGGCAGUAACUUUGCUUAUACAAAAAAACUACAAAUACGUUGUUAACAUGUUUUUAAAAGGUUCGGAAAUGCGUAAAAAAUUUUAAAUUGCGUGUGUUACUUAGGAUUGUACAUAAACCAUCUAAACACCAGAUAAUCAUCAAAUCUUAAUUAAUUUACUUACAUUUGGCUAAAGAAGUUUUCUCGUGUAUAUUUUCACACCAAUAUAUUAAGUUCACUGGCAAUUAAUGAGUGUUAUCUCAUUUUUCUUAAAUCUGUUCGUUUUUUGGUGAUUCUGUUUUCUUUUUUACUUUCUGCGAGAGAUGCCACAAUGUAAUAAAAUGUGUACAGAAGUAA
Ciona intestinalis (vase tunicate) is the source of this 2367-nucleotide messenger RNA. The record is from RefSeq and is a predicted model, not a curated record. Lineage: Eukaryota; Metazoa; Chordata; Ascidiacea; Phlebobranchia; Cionidae.